AUGGCCUAUGUCCCCGGCGGCCUUAGCCUACUCUUUGGUGCAAUUGUUGGCAGCCGCCGGCAGGACUACACCAUGAUGCAGACCGCUCGAAAGGUAGGCCAAUACGAUGAUAAGGGGGAGUUAAUCCUCUACCCCGUCGAUCGUCUUGCUAGUCGCGGUUAG
Penicillium hordei is the source of this 162-nucleotide messenger RNA. RefSeq lists its product as uncharacterized. The transcript has 2 exons. The coding region runs from base 1 to 162 and encodes 53 amino acids. The record is from RefSeq and is a predicted model, not a curated record. NCBI's taxonomy places the organism in Eukaryota, Fungi, Ascomycota, Eurotiomycetes, Eurotiales, Aspergillaceae.